CUUAGUUCUUCAUUAUUACUUUUCCUCGCUAAACUUGCAAUUAAUUACUAAAACAUUUACAUUUACUUCGACAGAACUAGUUUAUAACUGACACUUAGGCAAUCAUAUUAACUGUAAAUAAUUGCUAAUUAACUUAACGUCAACGUUUGCUGUAAAAGAAAAGUCACGACGACCGCUAGAAAUAACCACUCUAAAUUAAGUACCGUCUCUUUCAAUUAUAUUGUGCUAUCUUCCUCGUCGGUUGUAUAUUAAUAUUUUUCAUUGUUCCCAGUAUUAAGAGCCAUGGAAUAACACAAUCGUUAGAGAAUCGAGGGGAAAGUCUUGCAGACUGCUUCUUACGUCCGGAAUUUAAAUCCUGUGGUUUUUCAUCUCUCCGCUGUCAUCUUCGCCUUUCAUCCAUCCCCAAAAUGAUAAAAUAAACUACGUCCGACUUCACCCACUAAAAUUGCUGUGUUUGUACCUAAAUUGAAAACAAUCAUUAACUAUAUCUAACUAUCGAAUGAAAGAGAAAAGAUAUUUCGUUCUAACGUCAGCGCAAUUUUCUUUCUGUCAUCUAAACACGACAAGCUUCAGCUUUUGAUCCUGUUAAUCAGAAAUCGAUAUUCAAAUCUUGCAGUGGAAGUGUAAUUCAACGGAACGCGAAAGGAGAGACGGCGCAGAUGACGUCAAGUCGCCGUCUUUUUACGUCGUUCUUCUAGAAGUAGUGAGAAGGGAUUCGAGUUGUGGAGAUCAGGCGACUCAACACAUGAUAACAACUAAUUGAUCUGACCAUGGUACCCAAUUUAAAUUCGAGAAUAACUGAUGAUAUUGGCAGAAAAGGAAUUUUUAUAUCUGACAUCUUCCUUAUUCAUCUUCUUUGAUAGACUAAAGGAAGCUGUUAUACAGAAGAGGUAUAACCAUGUUUAUAUAAAUUGGUGAUGAAUUAUAGUGAAACGUUUCCUCUCUAUGAGAUUGUCAUCAACAUUUCUCACAUUCACUGCUUAAUAUAUGUAGCAGAUUAAUUUCAUUUGAAAUAAGCUUGGAUUAAAUUACAAAGACACUUUCUGCACCUUCAGAUAUCAGCAAAGAUAACAGUUGAUGGAACAGACCAAAUAGUUGUUAUGAACAAGUUAUAAAAAGAGAAAUAUGAAAAAUAUUCCUACAUAUAUCUAUAUAGUGGUGAGAGCCAAAAAUUAUGGUAAACUUAAUCAUAUGAGAAAGUUUGAGAGUUGAUUUUCUUUUUCUUCAUCACUUUAGCAGCUAAAUUUUGACUAUUUUACAAUCAAAUGAAUGAGAUUUGUUCUCUCAUACCUAUCCUGCAAGUCACUUUGAAAACAAUCAGUUUACUGAAGUUUCAAACCUAAGAGAUAAUGCAGGUUUAAUUCAAAACAACGUGAAUGGAAAAGAAUUUCAAGUACCAGAGUAAAAGGUUAAGAAGAUGCCGAAAGAUUUAGGAAAAACACCACAUCAAUGUGAUAUCUGUCAAAAAUCUUUCUCUCAAAAACAUAGCUUAACAACUCACAAAUAUAUUCAUACAGGAGAAAAACCAUAUCACUGUGAUUCCUGUGGUAAAUCAUUCUCCGGCAAACCAAACUUAAAUCGACACAAGCUUAUUCAUACAAAAGAGAAACAAUAUCAGUGUGAUAUCUGUGGUAAAUCAUUCCCUCACAAUCAUGGCUUGGCUAAGCAUCAUCAAAUUCAUUCAAAAGAGAUGACAUUUCGAUGUGAUAUCUGUGGUAAAUCAUUCUCUCGGAGUGAUUACUUAGCAACACACAAUCGCAUUCAUACAGGAGAGAAGCCUUAUUGCUGUGAUAUCUGUGGUAAAUCGUUCUCUCAGAAUAAUAGCUUAGCUAUGCACAAUCGCAUUCAUACAAGAGAGAAACCGUAUUGCUGUGAUAUCUGUGGUAAAUCGUUCUCUCAGAAUCAGCACUUAACUAAUCACAAUCGCAUUCAUACGGGAGAGAAGCCAUAUUGGUGUGAUAUCUGUGGUAAAUCAUUCUCUCGGAAUGAUCAUUUAACUAAACACAAUCGCAUUCAUACAGGAGAGAAACCAUAUUGCUGUGAUAUCUGUGGUAAAUCAUUCUCUUCGCAUGCCAGUUUAACUAAACACAAUCGCAUACAUACAGGUGAGAAACUUUAUCGCUGUGAUAUCUGUGGUAAAUCAUUCUCUCAGAAUGAUCACUUAGCUAGACACAAUCGCAUUCAUACAGGAGAGAAGCCAUAUCACUGUGAUAUCUGUGGUAAAUCAUUCUCUCAGAAUGAUAGCUUAGCUAAACACAGUCACAUUCAUACAGGAGAGAAACCGUAUUCCUGCGAUAUCUGUGGUAAAUCAUUCUCUCAGAAUGGUCACUUAGCUAUGCACAAUCGCAUUCAUACGGGAGAGAAGCCAUAUCACUGUGAUACCUGUGGUAAGUCAUUCUCUCAGAAUGAUAACUUAAUUAUUCACAAUCGUAUUCAUACAGGAGAGAAGCCAUAUCGCUGUGAUAUCUGUGGUAAAUCAUUCUCUCAGAAUGAUAGCUUAGCUAAGCAUUGUCGCAUUCAUACAGGAGAGAAGCCAUAUCACUGUGAUAUAUGUGGUAAAUCAUUCUCUCGGAGUGAUCAUUUAGCUGUGCACAAUCGUAUUCAUACAGGAGAGAAGCCAUAUCGCUGUGAUAUCUGUGGUAAAUCAUUCUCUCAUAAUGAUAGCCUAUCAAAGCACAAUCACAUUCAUACAAGAGAGAAACUAUAUCACUGUGAAGUCUGUGGUAAAUCAUUCACUCAGAAUGAUGGUUUGGCUAAACACUGUCGCAUUCAUACAGGAGAGAAGCCAUAUCACUGUGAUCUCUGUGGUAAAUCAUUCUCUCGGAAUGAUCACUUAGCUGUGCACAUUCGUAUUCAUACAAGAGAGAAGCCAUAUUGCUGUGAUAUCUGUGGUAAAUCAUUCUCUCAGAAUGAUAGCUUAGCUAAACACCAUCGUGUUCAUUCAGAAAAGAAGCUAUAUCACUGUGAUAUCUGUGGUAAAUCAUUUUCUCGGAAUGAUAGCUUAGCUAAACACCAUCGCGUUCAUACAGGAGAGAAACCAUUUCACUGUGAAAUCUGUGGUAAAUCAUUCACUCAGAAUGAUGGUUUAGCUAAACACAGUCGCAUUCAUACAGGAGAGAGGCCAUAUCGCUGUGAUAUCUGUGGUAAAUCAUUCUCUCAGAAUAUUCACUUAGCUGUGCACAAUCGUAUUCAUACAGGAGAGAAACCAUAUUGCUGUGAUAUCUGUGAGUGUAAAAUAUCUGAAGCUCAAGAAUUAGUUAAACAAAGACUUACAUUUGCACAACAAUAA
This is a messenger RNA of Octopus sinensis (East Asian common octopus), 3289 nucleotides long. Its product is annotated as zinc finger protein 850-like. Lineage: Eukaryota; Metazoa; Mollusca; Cephalopoda; Octopoda; Octopodidae. The coding region runs from base 1418 to 3289 and encodes 623 amino acids. The transcript has 5 exons. The record is from RefSeq and is a predicted model, not a curated record.